AUGAUUAAAACUAGAAUUCUAGUUUUGGUUCUUUUUAUUUUUAUUUUGUCUUUGACAAAUGCAUUAAAUCAUCCUCAACAACAAAGACAUAAUAAUCAACAACAUCAACAUCAUAAUGAUAUUAGAUACUUUAAAUAUUAUCAAAAUCAUAGACUUGGUAGUCCUAUUCAUCAUUUAAAUGUAAAUCUAACAUCAAGAGAUAGAGUUUCAUCAUUGUAUGCACUCGAUCCACCACCUCCUCUACAAGAAAAGAAUAAAUCAAAUAAUAAGAUCAUUUUAAUUAUGGCAUACAAGAGGAUAGAUGAAUUUAGACAAUGUUUACAUAGUUUAAUGGCUGCUAAUCAUUCUCAUGGAUAUCAUCUGGUUGUUACUCAAUCUGUCAACAAUGCUGAUGGCAACGUCAAUGUGAGCUAUUAUGAAAGAAUGGUUCAACUUCUUCAUCAACGUGACAUUACAUCACAUUUUAAAUCAAUCACUCAUAUUACAACUCCUUCUACUUGUUCGGCACCUUAUGGUAAUGCUUAUCAUGCUUUUAGAAAUUUGGUUCAUGGAUUUGUUUAUACUAUUAAAUCAUUUCCUUAUUUGGAUUCUUUAAUUGUUUUUGAAGAAGAUACAUUAGUUUCAAAAGAUAUAUUCGAAUUCUUUAAAAUUUGUAGAAAAAAGAUAAAUAAUGAUAAAGGAGAGACUAUCAAAUUUGCAACAAGUGCUUAUUUUCUUCAUACUACUCAUCCACAAUAUGAUUGGAGAUUAGAUAAACCAAUCAAGAGAAAGAGUAUAAAGAAUGAAAUGUCUCUAUCUCUAUUGAAACCAAAAGAGAUUGUAAAGGUUAAAUUACAAGGGCAAAUAGAAUUUAAAGUAUUGGCAUGGAUGAUUCAUAAAUCUGCAAUUAAAACAAUCAUUCAUGAUUUUAAAUCAAUUGAAGAUUGGGUAUUUAAUAAUGGAGAAGAAUCAAUUAUUAAUAAUCAAGAUUCUAUAAAACCAGAUAUAUUGAUAGAUAAUUGUAAUUGUUGGAAUCAUGAUAGAUAUUUAGAGUAUAGAUUUAGAUCAAGUUACUUUUUGGGAUCACAAUCACCAAGAUGUACUCAUACAACUGGUAAUGGAUUGAGUAAUCCAGGUGAUGAUUAUGGAUUCCCAGUCAACCAAAUCUAUACAAACAACACUGAAUUUUAUCAAUCAUCAAAUAGUGUCGAUGGUGAAAAGGGUUGGUGGACAAGAGCAAAGGAGUAUCUACCUCAAUUAGAGUGUCCCAAUCGACUAGAUUGUUAUCUAUCUAAAAAAGGUGAUCCAUCUGAUGGAAUGAAAUGUGGAUCAGUAACAAUGUCAACAUGUUUAAAUAUUUGGCGUCUCCAAUGUAAUCCUUGUAGUGGAAGAGAUCCAUCUUUUUAUUCGUCACAAUGUAAUGAAAAAUAUCAACAAUGUUGUUUAAAUGGUACUAGUUGUACAGUUUCUUCACCAUUUAUGAUUGAUAUUUAA
This is a messenger RNA of Cavenderia fasciculata, 1473 nucleotides long. RefSeq lists its product as uncharacterized. The record is from RefSeq and is a predicted model, not a curated record. The coding region runs from base 1 to 1473 and encodes 490 amino acids. Gene Ontology annotation, molecular function: alpha-1,3-mannosylglycoprotein 2-beta-N-acetylglucosaminyltransferase activity. Lineage: Eukaryota; Evosea; Eumycetozoa; Acytosteliales; Cavenderiaceae. Gene Ontology annotation, cellular component: Golgi apparatus. The transcript has 3 exons.